AUGCAGAAGGGCACUACCUCCCUAGAAUUCUUCGGAUCAUUAUGCAGAAAGCCCCCUACCACCCUAGCGAAGUUGAUGAAAAGAGCAAAGAAGUAUAUAAGGCAGGACGACACCUUAAAUACAAGUAGGUUUGCUAAGGAUGAUAGAGACACAGGAAGGGCUGGGGAGGACAAGAAACAAGAUAGGUCGGAGAGGAGGCAGGAUCGGGGACCGGAGGCCGGAGAGGAAGGUGUAGAAUCUAAAGAGGAAGAGGAAGAAGAAGAUGGCGACGACGACGACAGUGACGAAGAUGACGACGACGAAGACGACGAAGACGAUGAUGAGGGGGGCGAGGACGACGAAGACGACGAGGUUCAGGUCUUACAAUCCUCCAGAGGGCCACCGGUUCAGUCGGCGGAUGACGACGAGGACGACGACAACGAGGAUGACGAUGAAGAUGACGAUGGUGAAGGCGGAGACGACGAUGACGAUGACGACGACGACGAGGAGAAAAACGAUGACGAGGAUGAAGACGGUGAAGAAGAGAAUAUUUAUUAA
This is a messenger RNA of Manihot esculenta (cassava), 537 nucleotides long. Its product is annotated as nucleolin-like. Lineage: Eukaryota; Viridiplantae; Streptophyta; Magnoliopsida; Malpighiales; Euphorbiaceae. The transcript has 3 exons. The coding region runs from base 1 to 537 and encodes 178 amino acids. The record is from RefSeq and is a predicted model, not a curated record.